Molecule: messenger RNA, 393 nt
Organism: Lentinula edodes (shiitake mushroom)
Lineage: Eukaryota; Fungi; Basidiomycota; Agaricomycetes; Agaricales; Omphalotaceae
Product: high mobility group box domain-containing protein
Exons: 1
Biological process (GO): regulation of transcription by RNA polymerase II
Cellular component (GO): nucleus
Molecular function (GO): RNA polymerase II cis-regulatory region sequence-specific DNA binding; DNA-binding transcription factor activity, RNA polymerase II-specific
Source: RefSeq, a predicted model, not a curated record
AUGACCUUACCAUCUCCAUUGCCUUUGUCUGAUGAUGACCUCGAUACCCAUGUUCAACAUGAAAGCUCCCCCGGCGUCCUCUCUUCCUCACUCCCCUAUCCGGACACCUCCUCACUGAACGCUCCACCGGGACAGAAGAAAAAAUCUCACGCUCGAAAGCAACCCGCGGGACAUAUACCUCGCCCCCGGAAUGCUUUCAUUCUCUUUAGAUGCGACUUUGUCCGCCAGAAAAAGGUGCCCGACCACGUUGAAGCAAAUCAUCGAAAUAUCUCGCGCAUUGUUGGUUCCGUUUGGAAAAGUAUGAGCGCUAGCCAGAAAGCUCCCUGGAUCGCGAUGGCAGAAAUAGAAAAGAAGAACCACGCUAAGGCGCAUCCGGGAUACAAAUAUCAUCCU